Molecule: messenger RNA, 1260 nt
Organism: Suillus clintonianus
Lineage: Eukaryota; Fungi; Basidiomycota; Agaricomycetes; Boletales; Suillaceae
Exons: 6
Coding region: 153-1241 (362 amino acids)
Source: RefSeq, a predicted model, not a curated record
CAGGAAUCAUCGAUUACAUACAACAACACGCUGGGAAGGCCUUAUCAAUUCAAAUGAUUCAUGAUCAGGUGCUUCUCCGAUUCUGCAGUAUAUAAACCAUCAAAUUUCCCCGCUCAGCAUACACUUCCACAUACCCACCACCCACAUACACAAUGCCGAUCAACCAGGCGCGGGUUAGCACUCUCUUGAGGAAAUCGCUUUUGGGGGAACUCCUUGACACCCAAUUUUACCUGUUCUCUGCUCGAUCAAAGCAUGGGAACAUCAGAGUUGCUGCUAAGAUCAGAUCGCUGUUUGCCAACGAUGAAGGCCUCACCGCGGAUUUGAAGUACUUCAAUAGCUUACUCUCCGAAAAAACGCUCAAGGAUCCUGCCUUGAUCGAAGUUCCACUCGAACAUCAUCCAGCAUCUGAGGAAAUUCUUUCUCUCGAUGAUUAUGGCUAUGCAUCCGAUAGUGACCUCGAUGAAGAUGAAGAUGAAGAGGAGGAGGAUGAAACAAACGAAACAGUACAAGAUAAUGAAAGGCUCGAACUUCAAGCGAAUGUCUCUGCGGGAACAACACCAUUGAUCAAGAAUGAUGGUACCAAGGGGGUGUACCGCACGUCUCCGAACCGAAAAAUACUUGUAACAGAUACUGCAUUCAACACAUGGCAGGCUUUGUUGUACUAUCUGUACACUGACGAGAUCGUGUUUGCACCUUUGCGAUCGCAAGGAAGUCAGACAGCGACACAGUUGGGUCUCGGUAAGCCCCCACCAUGCUCUCCGAAGUCUAUGUAUCGCCUGGCAUGCAAAAUAGAUCAGGACGUAUUGCGGGACAAAGCGUUGGCCGCGAUAAAAUCUAGUCUGACUGAGCACAAUAUCCUGCAAGAACUUUCUCUGUCUCUCACAUCCAGGUCAGUUUCGCUACACAUAUUUGAUACCAUUGGGAUACCGACCUGUCGUCCGAGGUUUCCUCCCAUUCUUGAGAUGGAGGUUGAGAGUUUAUUCCAGCUCAUCACUAGCGCGACUGUCAUGAAGGACUUUCCGACAUUCAUUAAAAGGAUAGGUGGUGCUGACCUCCCACAUGGGGUUGACAUCCUGAUCAAACUCCAUGAAAGAAUGCUAAGGCAACACUACCCUAGAAUUUUUUCUCCUGCGCCUCCGUCUACAACAAGUGAAUACGACCAGCGGCGCAUGGGUGGUGGUGGUGCAUCUGAUAAUAGGGGCUCUGGCCGAGGUAGAGGGUCCAAAAAUUGGUUUUCCUAAAUGAUCAACAUGCACAAGG